This is a messenger RNA of Arachis ipaensis, 1359 nucleotides long. Lineage: Eukaryota; Viridiplantae; Streptophyta; Magnoliopsida; Fabales; Fabaceae. The record is from RefSeq and is a predicted model, not a curated record.
AUGGCUAAACAACCUCCACCCACGCCAUCCGAAUUGCUCCGAAUGGUGACCGAGUUGCGGCAAGCCGUGGCCAAGGAGAACCAAAGAAUGGAAGAGGAGCAACCCGAACAUAAUGAGGAAGCUCAGAAAGACAUAGAGAAUGACAAUCAGGAAAGCUCCGCCGGACCAUUCACGGCGGAGGUGAUGAACUUCGUGCUACCCCGAAGAUUUACUCUGUUGACCACCCUAACUCCUUAUGAUGGGUUAGGUGAUCCGAAGAAAUACAUUAAGAAAUUCACCUCCAUAAUGAUAGUAAACGGUUCCAUUUCUCGAUUUCGAGACAUAUCAAAACCCUUUGAGGAGCACUUCGCUGGAUCAGCCAUCUACCUACAUGACUCCGAUUACCUGAACACAGUCAAGCAAGGCCAGCACGAAAGCCUCAAGGACUACAUGACGCGCUUCACAAAGAUAGCCAUGAGUAUACCCGACCUCCACCCCGAGGUGGAACUACACGCCAUAAAAAGCGAAUUACGACUAGGAAAAUUCCAGGAAUCUAUCGCUGUGGCCAAACCAAAAACUAUGGCCGAGUUCCGUGAAAAAGCUAAAGGACAGAUCGACAUCAAAGAACUCCGACAAGCUCGGAAACGCGAUGAUAUCAUCAAGGAGAUCUUGAACUUGAAAUUAAUCAAGCCACCAAGAAAAGCUGGCAAUUACCCAGAUUCAAAAGGCACUGACCGAUCAAAAUACUGCUCCUUCCACCAGAAGCAUGGACACAAUAUCGACGACUGCGUCAUCGCCAAAGACCUACUGGAGCGACUAACUCGACAGGGUCACCUAGACAAAUACAUCAGCGGCCACAUGCAGCGGCGAGCACCUCCUUCAGGAGACCAAAGCUCGGUUACACAACAUGGCCAAGAUAGACCGAACAAUAGCCAUCCUGAACUACCAACACGUACAAUUAACUGUAUUUCCGGAGGUUUUGCAGGUGGCGGAGCCACAAGCUCGGCAAGAAAAAGAUCUUACCAAGCUAUAUUUUCCAUCAGUGCCGAUCAAAGUCAACAGCAGCCGCUGCCGACAUCUCCACAGAUAACAUUCCAGACAGCCGAUCAUGACAACAGCGUAGCAAAUCUGGAUGAUCCCGUCGUAAUCUCCCUACAGCUCGGAGAUCUCCUAGUUAAAAAGGUGUUGCUCGACCCAGGCAGCAGCGCCGACGUUCUCUUUUACUCAACAUUACAGAAAAUGAAACUAAGCAAUAACGUCAUCCAACCUUCCACUGGUGACUUGGACAACACAAUUGCAACCAUUCACAGUGAUGCCCGAGAAGCCAGGGAGUGCUACAACAAUAGCCUCAAAACACCUAACCGUAACACAAAAGCCUAG